Mizuhopecten yessoensis (Yesso scallop) is the source of this 1752-nucleotide messenger RNA. RefSeq lists its product as uncharacterized. The transcript is spliced from 5 exons. Lineage: Eukaryota; Metazoa; Mollusca; Bivalvia; Pectinida; Pectinidae. The record is from RefSeq and is a predicted model, not a curated record. The coding region runs from base 145 to 969 and encodes 274 amino acids.
CCCGCGGACGCAGAGUUCUACUGCUUGGAAUGUGAUUUAGGUCUGACAACGGCUUCUUCAGGUUCAAAAGACAGCAGCGACUGCAUUGAUCCAGGGCUGAUCACAACAGAGGCGACAGACGAAGACACAGUUGUUGGAAAAAGUAUGGCGGAAGAGGGAUUAUCAGACGAGAUCGUCAUCGCCAUAGCCGUCCUCUGUUUCCUCAUCCUCAUCGUUAUAGCCAUCUUCAUUAUAAUCUGUGUUUGUAAAAACAAAAUUUCAUGGUUGAGCUCUAACGAGAUAUCUGAAGAAGAGGUGUCGCACAAAAGUAGGUUUGGGGAGGCAAAAAUUGACUUCAUCACUAAAAAUCUAGACAGAGUACGCUACCAAAGGGGAGCUCCUGCCUUGCGAGACAAACGACACCAGCGUUUGAUUCCGCGUUACCAUGAUGACAGGGAGCGUUACCAUGACGACAGGGGGCGUUACCAUGACAACGUGUCAUACUACGAGGAAGAUCUGGAGUCCCCGAGGCACUACGAGAACGUACCACCAAAGUAUCGGCGGUAUCCAAGAGAAAACGAGAGUUAUGCCCCCUCUAUACAUCUACGCAGAUACGAGGAAUCGUUAACAGAUGGACACUCCACCCGGAGAAGUAGAAAUCGAAGACUAGAGCCUUUGGGUGACCUGCAACCUGAUGAAGUUGUCACGAAACCAAAAUCUAAAAAGAAGCGAAGGAGUGAAAAUGGAAAAUCAAGACACCAGAAAAAGAAAAUUUCUCGUGACUCUGAAGUCCCCGAUAAAACUGAGGUACCAAUGAAUCGACUACCUGACAGUUCUAAAUUGAAGGAUUCGGGCUGGUCGAAUGGUACGGCCAAGGACAAAGUAGCACUUGAUGUUAAGCUGGAGGCGCAUCCCAACGCGUUCAGUGACUCCGAAGCUAGUGACGUUGAUAUAGCCAGGAAAGCGAAAAAGUCCUCACAUGAGGCUUAAAUUACGGUUUUAUUUCUUAGAGGUUGCUUAGAUUAUUUCUAAUUGAUAUCAUUUAAUAAUCUUUUGAAUUAAUAUUAUAUCAGAAUCUGUGUAUGAUUAAUUGUCUGGAAACAGAAUGGCCAGCUUACGGUUCAUCCACAUUGUCUCAGCAAUUAUCCUUCACAGCUGAAGUGGCUGGAUGGUGAAAAAGCUGGAUUAUUGGAACAAUUUUUGAACAGAGAAAGAUUAAUAGAAUCUUGCGCCACCUUGGGGACGAGAUAAAGGAAUCUUAGCCAGAGGGGGAAGUAACUGCCCCAGUACUUGAUUUGACAAACAUAAGAAUAUUUCCUUGAGGGUUGAGAUUCCCCAUCUUACCUCUAGUGGAUCAAUAAUUCUUUUUCUCUUACUCUGUUGACCUAGUCAUGUUUAUAAAGCAAUGUUGGCAUGUUAGGCUCAAUGCAUUGUUGACGUGAAGUUAAUGCCUUGACAGAAAAGUCUCAACCCAAGGGGUAAGAUUCUCAAAUGUCUAGCCAGAGGCUUUGCCGAGGGUCAGAAUAUUAAACGGAGAAAAUAAAAGUCAUCUUCCGUGAUCUGCUAUUGUAGAUGCGCCAUAACACAAUCGUUAUGACGGGGAAAUCACCCCAUCUUCUCCCCAGGGUAAGAUGGAGAUAUAUUUCCCUGACCGGAAGUGUGUAUAUCACUUUCUCCCACCAUUCAUAGGUGUGUCUCCCAUUUUAGCCGGGAAAGAUCAGCUUGUCACCCCCUAGGGGGAGAUAGCCUCGUGCCGAUUAGCACGUGUUCAAU